Molecule: messenger RNA, 1047 nt
Organism: Solanum lycopersicum (tomato)
Lineage: Eukaryota; Viridiplantae; Streptophyta; Magnoliopsida; Solanales; Solanaceae
Source: RefSeq, a predicted model, not a curated record
AAAUUGAAACAUAACAACAACCAUCAAAACACAAUUCAUUUCUUUUUAUUUAUUAAAAUUAAACCAUGGCUGCUUCUACAAUGGCUCUUUCCUCCUCUACCUUCGCCGGAAAGACGGUGAAACUCGCACCAUCUUCUUCUGAAAUCAGUGGAAAUGGGAGAAUUACAAUGAGGAAGACUGCUGCCAAGCCCAAGCCAGCUUCCUCUGGUAGCCCAUGGUAUGGUCCUGACCGUGUUAAGUACUUGGGCCCAUUCUCUGGUGAAUCACCAAGCUAUUUGACUGGUGAGUUCCCUGGUGAUUACGGAUGGGACACUGCUGGGCUUUCAGCUGACCCUGAAACAUUCGCUAAGAACCGUGAGUUGGAGGUUAUUCAUUGCAGAUGGGCCAUGCUUGGUGCUCUUGGAUGUGUUUUCCCCGAGCUUUUGGCACGUAACGGUGUUAAGUUUGGUGAAGCUGUAUGGUUCAAAGCUGGAUCUCAAAUUUUCAGCGAGGGCGGACUUGACUACUUGGGAAACCCUAGUUUGGUUCAUGCACAAAGCAUUUUGGCUAUUUGGGCUUGCCAAGUUGUGUUGAUGGGAGCCGUUGAGGGUUACCGUAUUGCUGGUGGGCCUCUUGGUGAGGUUGUUGAUCCACUUUACCCUGGUGGUAGCUUUGACCCAUUGGGCCUUGCUGAAGACCCAGAGGCUUUUGCUGAGCUCAAGGUGAAGGAGAUCAAGAAUGGUAGACUUGCUAUGUUCUCCAUGUUUGGAUUCUUUGUUCAAGCUAUUGUCACCGGAAAGGGUCCGUUGGAGAACCUUGCCGACCACAUUGCUGACCCAGUUAACAACAACGCCUGGGCUUUUGCCACAAACUUUGUUCCCGGAAAGUGAGUGCAACAAACUCUUCUCCAAUUAGUGUGAGAUUAUGAGUUUUUAGCUUUGUGAGAGAUGAAUCUGUAGAAGGGGUCAGUUUUUUAAAGCAUUCUGGGUUAUGGGUUCAGUACAAGAUUAUUGUAAAUUGGUUUGGAUUAAUUAAUGAAUCUUUUCAUCUUGCACAAGCAAUUUUUAA